Hevea brasiliensis (rubber tree) is the source of this 1609-nucleotide messenger RNA. Its product is annotated as ribosomal RNA small subunit methyltransferase, chloroplastic. The record is from RefSeq and is a predicted model, not a curated record. NCBI's taxonomy places the organism in Eukaryota, Viridiplantae, Streptophyta, Magnoliopsida, Malpighiales, Euphorbiaceae. Gene Ontology annotation, cellular component: mitochondrial matrix. Gene Ontology annotation, biological process: rRNA methylation; proteolysis. Gene Ontology annotation, molecular function: rRNA (adenine-N6,N6-)-dimethyltransferase activity; aspartic-type endopeptidase activity. The transcript is spliced from 10 exons. Bases 28 to 1050 code for a protein of 340 amino acids.
CUGCAAGACGAAAGAACAGAGAAGAAGAUGAGCUCCGCGCCUUAUCUCCUGCAACCAGUCCCUCCAAUAGCUCCUCGAAAACCCAGUGGCAGAGUUAGACAUUCACUCCCGGCGCACAAUAGCAAAGCUGAAGUACAAAGACGAAAGCUAACCAUUACCUGUGGCGCGAGGAGAAGCCCAGACGAUUACCACGCCACAGUCAGAGCCCUCAACUUCAGAGGCCACAGACCCAGGAAAUCCCUUGGCCAGCAUUACAUGUUGAAUUCUGAGGUUAACGAGCAACUUGCUGCUGCCGCUAAUGUUCAAGAUGCAGAUGUGGUUCUUGAAAUUGGACCUGGAACUGGUUCUUUGACUAACGUUCUUCUGGACACAGGAGCCACCGUUCUUGCUAUUGAGAAAGAUCCUCACAUGGCUGCUCUAGUUAAACAGAGAUUUGCUUAUAUAGACCGUUUGAAGGUUUUGCAAGAGGACUUUGUCAAAUGUCACAUUCGUUCCCACAUGUUCUCGCUUUUUGAAAGCAUAAGUUCUUUGGAUCAAAAGCCAAGAUGUGCAAAAGUAGUCUCUAAUAUACCAUUUAAUAUAAGUACGGAUGUAGUUAAACAAUUGCUUCCGAUGGGUGACAUUUUCUCAGACGUUGUCCUUUUACUCCAGGAGGAAACAGCCCUGCGUUUGGUGGAAUCAUCCUUAAGAACGUCAGAAUACCGACCUAUCAAUAUCUUUGUCAAUUUUUAUUCAGAUCCUGAAUACAAAUUUAAGGUCCCAAGGUCAGCUUUUUUCCCUCAGCCCAAUGUUGAUGCAGCUGUUGUUACAUUUAAGCUAAAGCAAGCUGCAGAUUAUCCAGCAGUUUCCUCCACUAAAAGCUUCUUCUCAAUGGUGAAUUCUGCAUUCAAUGGGAAACGAAAGAUGUUGCGAAGAUCGCUUCAGCACAUAUGCACAUCCCUUGAAAUUGAAGAAGCUCUUGAAAAUGUUGGUCUUGCAGCCACUUCAAGACCAGAGGAGCUUACCCUGGAUGAUUUUGUGAAGUUGCAUAAUCUGAUCGCAAGGGUAUGAGAGGUAUUACCAUAUCAUGGCUUUUGGCGAGCAAGUUCUUCAACAUGCUACCAUGAAGCAGGCUAGUAGAGACGUCUCCUAUAGAGUAGCGGAAGAUUAACAACAGAAGACUUGGUAUAUGAAAACCAGAGACGAGGAAUCAACUCAACUCAACUAAGCCUUUAUCUCAAAUAUUUAACAGCCAUAUUCAUGUGAACAAAGGAAAUGGCAUUGGAGCUGAGGAUGAGUUAAAAUGAGAGUGGUCACAAGGAAAUCAAUUUUUUUUCUCACAUGUUUGGAGAGUAGAAUCACAUACAGUAUCCAACUAGACAAAUAAAAAUCCGUUAGUCCACCACAUGCUACCCAUAAUAGUAUUGUAGCAGGGCAUUUAAAACUGUACCAUUCAUCAAAAUUGUACAUAAAAACACUGUUGUUAAGCAUCUAAAAUUGAUCUUUUUUAAAAUUCAUGUCAGAAUCGCAUGAUCUAAACUUAAAUUCUGUAACAGAAUACAAGCUUGUAAAUCCUAGAACUAGGGAUUAUGAAUGGAAUAAGCUACAAGUUUUCUUUCCUGGCUCCCAA